Molecule: messenger RNA, 1585 nt
Organism: Puntigrus tetrazona (Sumatra barb)
Lineage: Eukaryota; Metazoa; Chordata; Actinopteri; Cypriniformes; Cyprinidae
Gene: drc5
Product: t-complex-associated-testis-expressed 1
Exons: 5
Coding region: 175-1458 (427 amino acids)
Biological process (GO): flagellated sperm motility
Cellular component (GO): sperm flagellum
Molecular function (GO): protein binding
Source: RefSeq, a predicted model, not a curated record
CCAUGACGACGACAAACUUUACGGAGAAGCUGAAAGUGAGUAGCUAACGUUUACCUGUCGACUCGCCUAACGAACGAGCUUCGCGUGUCUUCGCUCGAAUUCCUCAUUUUAAACGUGUAAUAUGCCGAAAAAGGAGUCUCUUUAACGUCCGUCGAGAAAAGGUGUUUUAGCUGCAUGUCUCGGAGUCGGUCUUCACGGAGAACCGGGAGCAUGAGGCCGGUAAACGCCGCCGCUGACGGGCGGGAAAUGCGCAGCGUGAUCGCGGAGGACCCCGAGUGGUCCCUGGAGCUGGUUCCUCUGCUAACAACCCUCUGUCUGCAACAUAUCAUAAACCAUUUUACAGAGAAACCCAUUUUGGAUGAUCUUACGCCCGACUACAAAGCGUACGUCCUCCAGCGACUGCCGACGUCUCUUCCCUUGACGGUCAGCGCAAACCUCAUCAGUGACGAGGGCUACUGGAAGCGCUGCUGUGAAGGUCGCUGGGCUGUUGGGGACGUCUCGGCGUACGACAACAGCUGGAAACGCAUGUUCUUCGAGCGUCACCUGGAGAACAUCAUUGAAUACUUCAUCCCGGAUGCGACCGACACCAAGACGAUCCUGGAGGCGGUGCCACUCUGUCGAAACUUCAUAAAACGACUCCGAGUCUCUCAGCUGCUGCCGCCCAUCAAAGAGUCGGCCAGGUUUGACGAGGACGACCGCUCGGAUUGCGCCAGCGACACGGGCAGCGAAGGACCCUCCAUGGAUCACUUCGAUUUCCGGAUGCUGCUCGACAAGCUGCCCAACCUCGUAGAGUUCGACGUGGUGUACGGAGUGAAAGGAUGCGGCAUGAACUUUGAGUGGAAUUUGUUUGAGUUCACCUUCAGAGACUGCGAAUCCCUGGCAAAAGCUCUGAAUUCCUGCAAGACUUUACAGGUGCUCAGAAUCCGUCGCAGUAAGGUGGACAACGAGAAGUGCUGUCUGCUCGUGAGUCAGCUGCUGGAUCACCCGUCCCUGCAGGAGCUCGACUUCUCACAUAACCACAUCGGCGACCGCGGAGCCCGAGCCAUCGGAAAGCUCCUGACCCGCGCUCAGCUGAAGAGGCUGGUCGUCUGCAACAACCAGAUCAGAGGUCCGGGAGCUCAGGCGCUGGCUCACGCUCUGUCCAGGAACACCAGCCUGGUGUCCCUCAACCUGAGGCUCAACCGCGUCGGGGACGAAGGGGGUCAAGCUCUGGCUCAGGCUCUGGUGAAGAACGGGACCUUGGUGAGCCUUCACCUCGGGGGAAAUAACCUGAGCGAACCCACGGCCGUGGCACUGUCUCAGACCCUGGUGGAGAACCGUACCCUCAAGAACCUAAACCUGUCCAACAACAGACUGGGAGUCGACGGCGGGAAGGUCCUGGAGGAAGGGAUGUCCCACAACGGCAGUCUGGUGGAGUGUGACAUUCGUCUGACCGAUGUGUCUCCGGACACGCUAUAACGAAGUCUCCACGCAGUGUCCGUUCCGAUGCAGCGAAUGGCGGUCGUGACCGGCGCAGCCCUCGUUGCGGUGAAUAAUCAGUACCGGAAAAUACAGAGCGUCCUGAUAGGCUGGCGGAGAAGGUGGG